Molecule: messenger RNA, 322 nt
Organism: Rhizophagus irregularis DAOM 181602=DAOM 197198
Lineage: Eukaryota; Fungi; Glomeromycota; Glomeromycetes; Glomerales; Glomeraceae
Source: RefSeq, a predicted model, not a curated record
CAAAUUUUGGAACCAGAAAUUGACCACGUAAUAGAUAUAACGAAUAAUGAAUCACAAAAUUAUAUAGACCCAUUGGAAAUUGCAACAGUUUCUACGGAAGAAAAUGAUUUAGAUACAAUUUCUACAAAAGCUACGGUAGCACCAGUUAAUGAUCUUCACAAUACUCCAUCACAUUGGAAUAAAUUGAGAAAUUUGGUAGUGGUCGAUGAGAAUAUUCCACAGACGCCUAUACCAUCGGAUUUGUUUAGUAACCAAAACAACAGUAAUAAUAAUAAUAAUAAUAAUAAUAAUAACUCUGAUGAUGCUGAGAGAACAAGUGUAU